GAGGAGAUGGGACUGAGAUCCAGAGAAGAGCACUUCUCGCCUCACAGCAUGGCACUCCCUCUUUGCUGAGGGUGACACCUGUGUGCUCAGAUCUGUGCAGAGGGAUGUGUGUGCACUGGAGCAGGCAGGUCCUGCUCUCUGUGGUCGGGCUGCUGACCGUCCUAAUGGUUCCUGCUGCUCCACAACAGACCAACAGCCAGAGGGAGGCAGGCUCAUCCUGCUAUGGUGGAUUUGAUCUCUACUUUGUUUUGGACAAAUCUGGCAGUGUCCGAGGCUACUGGAAUGAGAUUUACUAUUUUGUUGUCCACUUGGCACACAAAUUCACAAGUCCACAGCUGCGGAUGUCGUUCAUUGUGUUUUCCACCUCAGGGAGGACACUUAUGCCUUUGACAGAGGACAGAGAAGAGAUCCGUGUCGGGCUGGAGGAGCUCAACUUGGUGGAGCCCGGUGGAGACACUUUCUUGAACAAAGGUUUGGAGAGAGCCAGUGAACAGAUCUACUACAGGAGUGGCGAUGCUCAUCGAACAGCAAGCGUGAUCAUUGCGCUGACAGAUGGAGAACUAAGGGAAAAUCAGUUUGAGGAUGCUCAAAGGGAGGCGGGCAGAGCUCGGCAGCUCGGUGCCACUGUCUACUGUGUGGGAGUUAAAGACUUUAAUGAAACACAGCUUUCAACCAUCGCUGACAGCAAGGAUCACGUGUUUCCUGUUAAUGAUGGAUUUCAAGCACUGCAAGGCGUCAUUGACUCAAUCCUUAAACGAUCAUGUAUUGAGAUUCUUGCUGUAGAACCAUCAAGUAUCUGUGAAGGAGAGUCCUUUCAAGUGGUCGUCAAGGGAAACGGCUUCCUUCAUGCAAGAAAUGUACAGAAAGUUCUGUGCAGCUUCCGCAUUAACGACACAGUCACCCUAAUGGAAAGACCCCUUGAGGUUAGAGACACUUAUCUUCUGUGCCCUGCUCCUGUUUUGGACAAAGUGGGAAUGUCAGCUACUCUCUACGUCAGUAUGAACAAUGGUCUGAGCUUCAUAUCGAGCUCUGUCACGAUCACUGCAAUUACCUGUUCUGAUGGUACAUUUGUGGCCAUAGCGCUGCUGAUCCUACUGCUGCUGUUGACAGCUGCUCUGCUCUGGUGGUUCUGGCCUCUCUGCUGCACUGUGGUGAUUCAUGAGCCACCUCCUCUUUCAGUCUUUGAUGAUUUCUCAGAUGAUGAUGAUGAUUAUCCAAAAAAGCGGUGGCCCACAGUCGAUGCUUCCUACUAUGGAGGGCGAGGAGUUGGAGGAAUCAAGAGAAUGGAGGUGCGAUGGGGGGAUAAGGGCUCUACUGAAGAAGGAGCAAAACUGGAAAAAGCAAAAAAUGCUCGAGUGGUGAUGCCUGAGCAGGAGUUUGAUUACCCUGUUCCACGGCCGUACUAUCACACACACAAGCCAGUGCGCCCACAGAAAUGGUACUCUCCUAUCAGGGGCAAACUUCACGCCCUGUGGGUUGUCUUGAGAAAAGGUUAUGACAGAGUGUCAGUGAUGAGACCUCAUCCUGGAGACAGGGGCAAGUGCAUUACAUUCAAACGGAGUCCAUCAUACCCUCCUCCUCGCUAUCCUAUCUACAACCAUCCGUCCACACCCGUAUAUACUCUACCCCAUCCACAGCAGCACCGAUGGUCAGACGAGGGUCUGAUGCCCCCAUCACCCACCUCCACCCUGCCACCCCUGCCAACUACACCACCACCAUCUUCAGUCUCAUUUAAAGCUUAUAAUACAUUUAGGCCCACGCCAGACAGAGAACGUCCCUCAUCCUCAAUCAAUGGGUCUGUGCCCCCACCUCCCAAUGGACCACCACCCUGUAGAGCCCCCCCACCUACACGGCCUCCACCUCACCCCAACAUGGACAUCUGAGCGGCGCUAAAGACUUGUCACAUUGCUGAUAUCCUACAACUGCUUUUGCUGAUCUUUUUUUUUCCAACAAGAAAAUGUUAGUAUUUUGGAGAAAUAAAAUAGUAGCCUAAUUUGACCUUGUCUGCUUUUUAUGUAUAUUUAACUGAUAUUAAGUUUAUUAAGUUUUUGCUAUUGAUUUUGUGAUAUAAGGAUGUUUAUCUGUGGUGUUUUUUUCUGCACACUAUUGUACAAUUUUAUUUUAGCACUAAUGGUUGUGACCCUAGAUAUUAUGUAGUUUAGAUGAGAUUGAUGAGACUGUAAAACAGACAUUAUGACCAUUAUCACAUUUUAUGAGCUGAACCUGUGUUGAUCUUAUGACUGAACUCAGGAAAAAAGUGACAAGUGUCCUUAUACAGACAUUUAGAUGGCUUUAUUUAAUGCAGUGUGCAUUUAAAUACACACACCUAAAGGAGAUGGCCAUUGUACUGUUUUGGAAUUGGGGGGUAAAGGCAUGCUUUGACAGUUUUGAAGUGUCAAAUGAGGAGGUUAGGGAGAAAAGAGUUUGGAGAGGGAUCAGCUGUUAGGAUCCAACAUAUGUGGAAAAUGUAGCAGCUUUCAAAAAAAACAUCUAGAGUCUUCUGCUCUGAUUUCUGAGUUGCCACUGUGAGUUAAGCAAAUCAGGGGGAGUGAAAAAUAAAACAAAACAUGCAUAUGUCAAUGCUCAUUGUCUUAAAAUAAAGCUCAUCUCUUGGGAUGAAGCAGUUACAGUUUCCUUUCAGUCCAAACACAUAGAAACUUUGGUAAGCAGUGAUUUUUCAUUGCAGUGGAUUAUGUAAGAUAGCCAUGCAGAAUCCAGUUAGCUGAGUCAACGGGAUGCUUUUUCCAUUCAGCUCCACCAAAACAAAGACCACAAUAUCUUUCCCAUGUGCCCGUGCACGGCAGUCUGCAAUUCAAGUGCUUUGACAGACUCUCUGCCCAUGGCUAUGAGCUCACAGGCGUGUCUAGAGAGAAGCCAGCACAGCCACUGCCAUCACAGGCUGCGGGAAAAGCAAUAGCCCUCAUUUAAUUUCAUAAGAAAAUAAUAAUUUUAUCCAGCACCCCAGUUUAAGCAGAUAAAUUUACAUUUUUAGACAUAUUCUGGUAUUAAAAAAAUCUAUCAAAAGGCGAGCCUGAGUCUGGGUUCAUAGACUUUUACUUUUACUUUAAUACAUUUAUAGAGACAUUAUAAAAAGCUGCAGCAUCACCUAUAUAGCAAUAGUAAUAAUGCGUAAACAUAACACUGUUUUCAAAGGCAGCAUGGCUUUUAAUAAAAAGAACUAGAAAGCAUAAUAACAGUAACAGAUAGAUACACAUUAAUAAACUUGGACUGCAUAAUAUACUUAUAGUAAGAUUAAAUAACCACAAAAAUAUGCCAUUGGGCAAGAUGGGUAACAUGGAUAGAGUUAAAAUUGCAUCUUCAUUUAUGUAAUAGAAAGCCAUAAAAUCUGAAUUGUAAAAGAUUUUAUGAAAAUGGUCUUUUAGAAUCAAAAUAAUAAUCAGAUUCAUUCAAAAUACUUACUAACCUAUAAUGAAAUGUCUAAACACAGACAAAUUGCUAUGAAUUUGAGCACAUAAAAUGUAACUUUUUAAUGGGGCUGGUGAUGUGACAAUAAAAAUGUAAUUGAAUCACAAACCCGAUUCCUUUGAUGAUCUGCUAUUCUGGUUAAAUCCAACGUCUUAUCAUGAUCAGCAGUGUGCACCAACAAAGACACUUUUCCCUGCCCACUCUUCUCUCUUUUUGGUCUUUGUCAUGGCAUGAGUGAUUGAGUAAUAGAUGGACUAAUUAAUUAUAGUGUAUUGUGAUCUCUGUAAAGACAUUAUUGCCUUCGCUCUGAAAGGCAAUAUAAGGAUAGUGUACAUCAAUGAAAUUAUGAUAUUGGCUCUAAAAACUACGAUAUGAACUUUUUGGCAUCUCAUCUCUAACCUUUAAUUGCAUCAUUUAUAGCAAUUCAAUGAGUUAGCAACACAAAAGCAUGCAGUACUGGGCCUAUAUGGUGAAUACUAUGUGCUCUAGUGUUUACAGCUUCCAUUAUAAUACUAAUGGCAAAUAGCAAGUAAUGUAAAGUGCAUUAAAAAGCUUCAGUACAGACAAAAUGUAACUGAGGUAGAGAUACUAUAUUGGCCAAUGCUAACUUUACAAACAAAAAAUUUGAAGGUAUUUUCACCAUCCAUCUGGAAAAUGUAAAAAAUAUUGUGGUGGAAAGUUAGCAGUUGGUUUCUUAUCUGGAUAUUAUUCUCAAAACUCUUCUUCCAAUAAUUGUCAUUAAUUUGAGUUCACAGAGCACAUUUUAACAUGUCUUAGUACAAUUAACUGUUCCAUUGACCAAUAUAAGAAUCAAGUGUAACAACAACCCAUAGCAGAUUUAGUUUGCUUACCAAAAUAACUGUAG
This is a messenger RNA of Periophthalmus magnuspinnatus, 4291 nucleotides long. RefSeq names its product anthrax toxin receptor 1-like. The record is from RefSeq and is a predicted model, not a curated record. Lineage: Eukaryota; Metazoa; Chordata; Actinopteri; Gobiiformes; Gobiidae. Bases 105 to 1883 code for a protein of 592 amino acids. Gene Ontology annotation, cellular component: membrane. The transcript has 18 exons. Gene Ontology annotation, molecular function: signaling receptor activity.